GCAGACUGGCAGUACACACACACACACACACACACACACACACACGUGUUAGUUUCAGCAAUGGAUGGCUCUGCUCAGACUCAGAUGAAAUACUCUAAUGGGGUAAAGGAAGAUGAAAAAGUAGAUGAAGCAGCUGGAGCCAAUCCAAGUCCAGGCUCCUGUUUGGAGAGAAUCCGGAGCGGCAUCCCCCCGGUUUAUCGACAUGAGCUGGUGCAACUUUGCAAACUGGCAGGACCAGUGAUCAUUUCCCAGACGAUGGUGUUUAUGAUCAGCUUCAUCAGCACAGUGUUCUGUGGUCACCUGGGGAAAACUGAACUUGCAGCAGUAGCAUUAUCCAUCGCGGUGGUUAACGUCACUGGCAUUUCCAUUGGAACUGGUUUGUCAUUAACAUGCGAUACCCUCAUAUCUCAGACAUAUGGGAGCGGUAACAUGAAGCGUGUGGGUGUGAUUCUCCAGAGGGGGAUUCUGAUUCUGCUCAUGGCCUGUUUCCCCUGCUGGGCCGUUCUCAUCAACACUGAACCUCUACUACUCGCUGUCAGACAGAGCCCAGAGGUCGCCAGUCUCUCGCAGCUGUAUGUGAAGAUCUUCAUGCCUUCGCUGCCGGCAGCGUUCAUGUACCAGCUGCAAGGAAGAUAUCUUCAGAAUCAGGGAAUUAUAUGGCCUCAGGUUAUAACUGGAGCUGUGGUAAAUGUCCUCAAUGCUUUAAUCAACUACGUCUUCCUCUUUCUUCUGGAUCUGGGUGUUGCUGGAUCUGCAGCAGCCAAUGCCAUCUCUCAGUAUUUCCUCGCUGGGAUCUUGUUCAUUUACAUCAGUGUGAAGGGUCUACACAAGGCCACAUGGGGAGGUUGGUCCCUGGACUGUCUGCAGGAGUGGGGACCUUUCAUCAAGUUGGCCAUUCCCAGUAUGCUCAUGCUGUGUCUGGAGUGGUGGAUGUUUGAGAUCGGAGGAUUCUUGGCUGGAGUGAUCAGUGAGACGGAGCUGGGAGCUCAGUCGGUCGGGUAUGAGCUGGCUGUUGUCGCUUACAUGAUUCCUCUGGGAUUCUCCGCUGCUGCCAGUGUACGUGUUGGAAAUGCUCUCGGUGCAGGAAACAUAGAGCAAGCCAAGUUGUCAUGUAAAGUUCCCAUCGUCUGUGCAUUCAUGAUUGCAUGCGUCGUGGCGCUUUGCCUCAGCAUGGCCAAAGAUGUUGUUGGAUACGUUUUCACCACAGAACAGGACAUUCUACAGAGGGUUUCAAGUGUCAUGUUUGUAUUUGGUUUCGUGCACAUUCCUGACGCCGUGGCGGGUGUCGCUGGGGGAGUUCUGAGAGGAGCAGGAAAGCAGUUGAUUGGAGCGCUGUGUAACAUGGUGGGAUACUAUGUCAUUGGCUUCCCUAUUGGCGUCGCCCUGAUGUUUGCAGCAGACAUGGGGAUUGUAGGGUUUUGGGCAGGAACUUGCAUUUGUGUGGUAAUGCAGUCAGUUUUCUUCAUCACAUAUCUGUCCAAGCUUAAUUGGGAGGAGGCUGCUGAACAGGCUCUUGUGAGAGCAGGAGUCAACGUUACAGAAGAGAAAGGGAUGGAAUUAGAAAACACAGAAGCGAACCACAACGAGAUCAGUGCUGCUGCGUCCAAGUGUGAGAGCACUGACGAGGUUCACCUGUACGACGAGGUGCGCGGUCCAAACCAGAAUAAAAGCACAACUACCACAGUGGGAGACGUCCUCUCAGUAAGACAACUGGUUUUACGGCGUGGAUUUGCAUGUCUGAUUAUGGUUGCCAUCCUCGUUGUCGCAAUUUUGGUCAACAUCUUCCUCCUCAGGCUCCUGAAAUGAAUCCUGGGAUGAGUUGUGUGCUUUGAUAGGUUAACUGCAAAUGACCUUGAACCUGGAAAGGGUUAAUUGUGCUGCUACUUCCAUGUGUGUGUGUCACUCUACCAUAAAUUCCACAUCGCUGGAAUGUUAAAGUGACAGUUGUCCCGUUAUAAAUUCGUCUCAUCUCCACAUAGAAUCUUUGGAGCUCAGCCUGUGUGAUCGUCAUUUAUCAAACUAAAGCUCCCCCCAGACUGCUCGGUUUAAAAUGUCUUCCUUUAAGAAGGCUACGGUGAAUACAGCAUCAUUGUCUUUGCAGCCUCUUCUCAGAUCUGUUCCUCUGGCAAACAAGCAAACAUCUAAGAGAUGUCACACAAACCUGAUUCAUAAACCACUGAAGAAGGAGGAGCAAAGGACAGAGACAGACAAAAGAUUGGGGAGGGUCUUGAGAGUGUUUGCAUCAGUUUUGGUUUGUAAAGGCCACUGUAGUUCCCUGAUGCACUUGGGAAUGGGAGGAGUUAGUGCAGGAGUCCUCCAUGUUACAGUUUGCACUCUCACCCUUAGAUAUCGUUACGUCUUAGUCUCUGAAACCUUCAAGCGUCAUAGCAAUACUUACGUCACUACCACUUUUCAGUAUUUUUCUUUUUAGUGAAUUUGCAAAACCUUUUUUUUCGUGUAGUGAAUGAGGGGAAAAAUACUUUCAAAAUGCACUAUAAUAUUCAAUAAUCACAAAACUGCACAACUGAUACAUAGAUCACUUUUGAAAACAUGCAAUCUUGUUAUGUCUUCAAAGAGUUUUUGCUGUUGUCAAUAUGUUGAGUCAUGACUUUUGUAUGAGUCAAGCAUCAUGUGUAUUUAACACUAAAUGCAAUAAUCUCUGUUAUGACAAUUAUAUAAAAGUGAAGAGAGAGUUCUUCCUGUGGAUUAUAUGCUGUAUGUAUAAAUGAGUAUGCCAAUGUGCAAGGCAGGACUUAUGCCUUCAUCUCAGUCUACCUUGAAUUAAACCUUCUCUUUUGUUUCAAUCA
Solea senegalensis (Senegalese sole) is the source of this 2807-nucleotide messenger RNA. RefSeq names its product multidrug and toxin extrusion protein 1-like. Bases 61 to 1806 code for a protein of 581 amino acids. The record is from RefSeq and is a predicted model, not a curated record. Gene Ontology annotation, biological process: xenobiotic detoxification by transmembrane export across the plasma membrane. Gene Ontology annotation, cellular component: membrane. Gene Ontology annotation, molecular function: xenobiotic transmembrane transporter activity; antiporter activity. The transcript has 16 exons. Lineage: Eukaryota; Metazoa; Chordata; Actinopteri; Pleuronectiformes; Soleidae.